Messenger RNA from Moesziomyces antarcticus, 975 nucleotides. RefSeq names its product complex III assembly factor LYRM7-like isoform X2. Gene Ontology annotation, biological process: mitochondrial respiratory chain complex III assembly. The transcript has a single exon. Bases 1 to 975 code for a protein of 324 amino acids. Lineage: Eukaryota; Fungi; Basidiomycota; Ustilaginomycetes; Ustilaginales; Ustilaginaceae. The record is from RefSeq and is a predicted model, not a curated record.
AUGUCCUUCACCGUGGCGCAGAGGCAAAGGGCCGUCGGCCUGUACAAGCGACUGCUGCGCACAUCGCGCAAGACGUUCGACGGCGAUGCGGUCGCCAUUGCAGCCGCACGCGACGAGACUCGGCGCCGGUUCAAGGAGGCUGCCAAGGAGACCGACGCUACCAAGAUCGACGACGGCCUCAAGAUGGGCGACGAGAUCGUCUCGGUGCUGCGCCAGAACGUCGUGCAGGGCAAGUGGCGACAGGAGAAGGAGGCGUACGAGCUGCGCAUGACCAAGGACACCGAGCUCGGCAACAACGACAGCAUCAAGGAAGCGAGGGCCAAGCAGAUCGCCGACCUCAAGGCUGGCAAGAAGCCCGAAAGGAAGAGCUGCCGCGAGAUGGCCGCGCAGUACCAAGCAGCCUCCGCAUCCACCUCUUCUCUCGGUGCAUCGUCGUCGUCUUCGGCACCCCGUCAGAUGCGCGCCUACUCUUCGAUGUCGGCUCGUCCCGCUUCGACGAUCCUCGCGCAGGCCACCAGCUUCCAGUCGCAACGCAGCGGCUUUGCAUCGUCUGCGACCGCAUCGAUCCGAGAUCCCUCGGCCGCAUCCCAGGCACCGCUGCCCCGACCCGUGCCCAAGUUUAGCUCCACCACCAUCCUCGCUGACGGCUCCUCGAUCCAGCUCGCCACCACUUCGCCGCGUCGGCUCACACGUCUGACGCGUGAUCCCACCAACCACCCACUGUGGAACCCAGGCCAGGAGCGCAAGGUGGGCGGUGAUGCAGACGACGACAGUGGCCGUCUGGGUCGCUUCCGCAGAAGGUUCCAGGAGGCAGAGGCUGCUGGUGCUGCCGAUGGAAAGGCCAAGUCGCAGUCGGGCGGCGACGUCAAGUUCGGCCAGGAGGAUCUGGACUGGAUGAGUGUGGGUGGUCGCGAGGCUCGCGCCGGCUCGCCCAUCGCCGCCAAGAAGGCCGCCAAGGGCAAGGGCCGCAAGUAG